AUGAUCCGACUACCGACGUACGCGGCGUUCAGCCUGCUGGCGACGGCGUCGGCGGCGUACUACGCGUUCAGCAGCCGGGAGCAGUUCUACCCGGCGAUGGUGUACCUCUCCACGUCCAAGAUCUGCUUCGUGCUGCUCCUGAACACGGGCCUCGUUGCCAUGUGCGUCGCCUGGCAGCUCGCCAGGCGCCUCUUCCUCGGCUCGCUCCGGGAGGCCGAGGUUGAGCGUCUCAACGAGCAGGCCUGGCGGGAGGCCAUCGAGAUCCUCUUCGCUGUCACCAUCUUCCGGCAGGACUUUUCGGUGUCCUUCCUCGCCAUGGUCGCCGCGCUGCUCCUCGUCAAGGCGCUGCACUGGCUCGCGCAGAAGAGGGUCGAGUACAUCGAGACCACGCCCUCCGUGCCCUUGCUCUCGCACAUCAGGAUCGUCUCCUUCAUGGUUUUCCUGCUCACCGUCGACUGCCUCUUCCUGUCUAACUCGCUCAGGUCACUCAUACAGAAGCGGGAGGCAUCCGUUGCCAUCUUCUUCUCCUUUGAGUAUAUGAUACUAGCAACAUCCACAGUAUCAACAUUCGUGAAGUAUAUAUUCUAUGUCAGUGACAUGCUAAUGGAAGGUCAAUGGGAGAGAAAGGCAGUUUAUACAUUUUACUUGGAGCUCAUCAGUGACCUUGUGCACUUGUCAUUAUACAUGCUCUUCUUUAUAGCUAUCUUCCUGAAUUAUGGUGUCCCGCUGCACUUGAUUCGUGAGCUAUAUGAGACCUUCCGCAACUUCAGAAUUCGCAUUGCAGAUUAUGUACGCUACAGAAAGAUCACUUCCAACAUGAAUGAGCGCUUUCCAGAUGCUACAGCAGAAGAGCUCGAUGCGAGUGAUGCUACAUGUAUUAUUUGCCGUGAGGAGAUGACUACAGCAAAGAAACUGCUCUGCGGGCAUCUGUUCCAUGUGCAUUGUCUAAGGUCUUGGCUAGAGCGCCAGCACACUUGCCCUACAUGCAGAGCUCCAAUCAUUCCCGCAGAUAAUGGACGUGCUGCAUCAGUUCGACAACAUGGAGCUCAAGCUGGAGUUCAGCCUGAAGGAGCACCAGGUGAGAACAUGAGCAGGCGCCAAGCAAAACUUGAAGCUGCUGCAGCGGCAGCUUCUUUAUAUGGAAGAUCUUUUGUUUAUCCUCCAGCAAACACCCUAAACAGGUCCGGUCCUCCCCAGUCUACAUCAAGGACACCACAAUCUGAAGCAAGUAGCUCCAAUCAGUCACAAAAAGACCAAGAAAUGCAGUUCCGAAACAGCACCGACGGUUUAGUGCCUCUGCCUUUUAAUUCAAAUGGUGCUUUUGGUUCAGGAACAAGCACAAGGGAUCUUGAAAAUUCACUGCAGAAGGCACAGGAAAACUUUAUUAAGAGUCAGAUUGAGGUAUCUGUGUGA
Miscanthus lutarioriparius is the source of this 1413-nucleotide messenger RNA. The record is from the annotation of a GenBank genome assembly. NCBI's taxonomy places the organism in Eukaryota, Viridiplantae, Streptophyta, Magnoliopsida, Poales, Poaceae.